This is a messenger RNA of Caenorhabditis elegans, 1401 nucleotides long. RefSeq lists its product as uncharacterized. Lineage: Eukaryota; Metazoa; Nematoda; Chromadorea; Rhabditida; Rhabditidae. Bases 666 to 1340 code for a protein of 224 amino acids. The record is from RefSeq and is marked reviewed. The transcript is spliced from 4 exons.
GGCAACGUGACCUCUAACUAGAGGGCUCGCAAUGCGCGCACGAAUAUCGAUUUCUCUUGAAGAGGUUGUGCAGGAGAAGGAAAAAGAGAUGAAGCAGUAGACAGAAUGAGGUGUCAAUAUGCAUCACGAGACAUUUAACAAUAAAUUCAACUACAACGUGAGAUUAUUUAUAGUUCUGUACAUCCGUUCAAGAAUGUAAACUAUACAAAGUGGACUAACUAAAGGGACUGUAAAAUAUGUAAUUGCACAAAUUUAUUAAAGUUGAAACUGAAACAGUAUGGGUUUUUAAAAAUAACUAGAGGUUUCGGUUUUGAUUAGUUGAUGACAUACAAAACCAUGUAAGAAUAUAUUUUACUAAAGCUCUCACUAAAAUAUGAAACUAUUAUAAAUCAACCUCGUGACAAAGUAUAAUCUUUUGAACUUCAUGUUUUUGAUUUUACAUACAUUUUCUCUACCAGAAACAUAUGAACACAUACAACAUACAUUCCCCAGGAUUUUAUUAUUUCAAGAACGCACGAUUCUUGAAAUGUGUGAGAGAGAGAGCAGAAAGGUCCGCCUAUUGUCCGAUAAUCCGAUUUGUACAAAGAAUCAAUUCCAAAGUCGAGGUUACCAAGGUCAAUUUUAUUGAAUAAAAGGAGAAUCUAAUGCUAUGAUUUUUCAUAAAUAUGUUUACAAUUCUUCUAUAUUUUCUUGUUCUCUUCUGGGUGACCAAUGCGGCUGUUGUCACUCCAUCUAUUGAGAAUCACAAAAUGGAAAAUGCUUCUGUAACGAUAUCGAAGGUUCCUAUUUCUCAUAGACCAAGAGGUUUCACAGCAGGUAGCGAUUCCAAAAAGUUGGCUGUACAGAGGUUCAAACUUCUCAUCUCUGAUUUCUUGUCAGAUGCGCAACUGUCCAAGAGUAUUGAUGUAGCUGCUGUUGGAAUGCACAAAGGAAAGUCAAUGGAUGAUAUUUUAGAUGAUGUUUACACUCGUCUCCGCAGAACAUUAUCCACAAAACAAAUAAGUGAGUUAGCAAAAGCUCAAAAAGGACUAGUCGAAGAUCUUGAUGAAAAAUCAGCAAAGUUAGUGAAGGCAAGAGUUAAACGAAUGAUUGUCUACUCAUUUGAUCCGGCUGCUGAACAAAUUCAUAAAUAUGCAACACGUCCUUCAAUGGCUUUUGCUCUAAUUGCUGAAACAAUCAAUGAAAGAUUUGUUGGAUCAGUCAAGGAUUUGAUUCGUGACGUACUGACUCCAAAGGAAUAUGAUAUUUUCCGUAAACACUAUCACCCGCAUAUCUUCAAAUUGGACAAUAUUGGCAAUAAUACAGAAGCAGUCCGAACUACAACUCACGAAACAUUUUGAAAGUUUACCUCUUGAUUUCUUUUGAAUGUUUUGUCUCACACAAUAAAGAAAAUUCUACCGU